AUGUCUAGGCCCGUCUGCGCCGUUGCGCCCGGCCUGUCCACCCAUCAGGGCGACGCCUUCUUCCCCGAAUUGAGCCAGCAUAUAUAUCAAUCAGACAUGCAAAACGUCGACUACUCUUCUGAUUCGCAGCAACAUGCCAUAACCCAGCGCAGCCACUCCACUCGGCGGGCUUCACCCGUUGCUGAGCACGGCAAUCCGGGCGCCACUGCCAUGAGCACCAACGUCCAGAGCAGCACCGUCGCGAUGGCCUUUUUCAACCACGGCAUGGUCACACCAGGCCAGAGCCCUAGCUUCAUCGAUGGGCAGAUCGUGAGCGAUCACAUACCUCCAGCUCCGUGGGACACAGGAUUCGCUCUAGAUUCCGCCGACAUUUCUGCCACGGUUUAUUCGCAGCCGCAGCAUGUUAUCUUUGCUGUCGAAGGAGGGCAACAGUUAUUGCAACCUGCGCCUGCGCCCCCUCCCUCGUUACAAUUGCAGUCUUUUCUGCAGUCGCAACCUACGCCUCAGCUACGGCUUGCUCCGCGACCACUUCAAACACAGCCGGCCCGCGGUCUAUCACCAAAACCCGAACCCAACCACCAAGUACAGCGCCGGCGAGAGCCCCGUGACAUUACCAUCCCAUUCAUGACUGUAUCGGCUCAUUUGGCCGCAAACAACUUCAGACAUUUUCUCGGCCGUCCGAUGGUAGAGUCAAUGGUUAUGUCAAAUUCUCCUGGCCCCGCGAAGAAGACAAACGGUCAUCAACAACUGUGGAAGUGGCAAGUAUUGAUUAUAUCGGCGAUUUAUCCUCAGCCGUUGCUGCUACACAGACAUCGAGCCAAGGAUUUAAGCGAUCGCUGCAGCGUCGAUGUUUUGCAUCACCGGCCUCCACCAGCACUCUCUUGGCAGGAAACGACUCACCCUAUCGAGCAGCAUCAACCUUGCCGCCGUCCCAAAUCGGCGCAUAUCUUCAAUUUCCGACAGCAAGCUUACGAUCAUAUUGUCAGAAUGAUACCACCAAGGUCCCGCAACUCCCGUCACAAUUCGGACAUUAUGUGGCGAUGGACAACAUGGGCAGAAAGCUGUUCGGUUUUUACAUCCACAACUGGUGUCCCGGGCGAAGGUCAAGUCAACGAAAGAUUUGCCAUCGCCAAAGCCCGGUUCCGCGAGCUGCUCCAGGCAGGCAAUUUAGACGAAAGCGAGUCUGUCGAGCUAGUCACCUUGGCGUCAUUGCUCUCUAUGCAGGAUGUGGUUCUCACGGAGUGCAGGCUCCGAAAACCCCACUGCCCUCGCUGGUUGAUGGGAUUCAGUGAGGCGGAGAAAGUGCUGCAGCGGACGGAUCCAGGCUCUCGUUUUUACGAAGAGUCAUAUGUCCAGGUCUCUGCCCUACGCCUAUCGCAAUCAGUCAUCGUUGCUAAAGCUGUCGUUUUGGCUCAGCUGAUGAUGCCCCUCCCGCCUCUCGCUACCUUCAACCCCGUUGCCGAAGAAUCUAGAUUCGGAUAUCUGUUGUCCGGUACAGAAGAAGGCAUGUGUGAAAUCCACGGCGGGUGUGGGUUCUCGAGACGUCUGCUGCACAUCUUCAGCCAGGUGACCUACUGUGCCACACUCAUGCUCCAAGAUGGCGAAACGCCCAUCAUCCCAGAGACUGCCGAUAUGCUCCGCUACCAGCUUCUGGACCUUAAGCAGUGGAGUGGAGAAAUUCCACGAAACCACCAGAUGGUCAUUGAAAACUUAGCCGACUUAGCCAAGUGCAUUUCUAUUAUGCCAACGUCAGGCUUUUUAUUUACGGCUCAAGCCCCGCUCCUGCCGGUCUUCUUCCUCGGGCUACUAGCCACUGUAGAAGAACAUGUUCGAGUCGCGAAUGCCUGGUUUCAGGAAGUCAUUGAAACCCCUGUUCGCAGUAGCGUGCCGCCACUUUACGAAAGUCUAAAACGUAUUCAGAGCUGGAUGGGCAAGAAAAUCCCAGUGCCCACGCCAAACACGAAACUGCCCUGCGCCAUUGCCGAGAGGCAAGCCUGGUGGGAGCGUAUGGUGCAUCAGGUUCAAGAAAGAGGGAGAGAAGUCCUCUGCCUGACAUGA
Cordyceps fumosorosea ARSEF 2679 is the source of this 2058-nucleotide messenger RNA. RefSeq lists its product as hypothetical. The record is from RefSeq and is a predicted model, not a curated record. The transcript is spliced from 6 exons. Lineage: Eukaryota; Fungi; Ascomycota; Sordariomycetes; Hypocreales; Cordycipitaceae. Bases 1 to 2058 code for a protein of 685 amino acids.